Magallana angulata is the source of this 3183-nucleotide messenger RNA. RefSeq names its product beta-galactosidase-1-like protein 2. Gene Ontology annotation, biological process: carbohydrate metabolic process. The record is from RefSeq and is a predicted model, not a curated record. Gene Ontology annotation, molecular function: beta-galactosidase activity. The coding region runs from base 28 to 1914 and encodes 628 amino acids. Gene Ontology annotation, cellular component: vacuole. The transcript is spliced from 18 exons. Lineage: Eukaryota; Metazoa; Mollusca; Bivalvia; Ostreida; Ostreidae.
UCUGUUUCCUCUGAAGAUUGACACAGAAUGACCGAGGUCUACUGUAGCACAGGCGCCCUGACGUUCAAGGACGGGAACUUUAUCCUGGACGGGAAACCCCUGCGGAUCUUUAGCGGGACCAUGCACUACUUCCGGGUAGUUCCGGCCUACUGGAGGGACCGCUUCCGGAAGAUGAGGGCGUGUGGACUUAACACGGUGGAAACGUAUGUACCAUGGAACCUACACGAGGAGUAUCCGGGGGAGUUUAAUUAUUCCGGAAUUCUGGACGUCAGGGAGUUCAUCCGACAGGCGGGGGAGGAGGGGUUGUUUGUGAUCUUUAGACCAGGCCCCUACAUCUGUGCCGAGUGGGACUGGGGAGGAAUGCCCAGUUGGCUGCUAAAGGACCCUGACAUAAAGGUACGGAGCAACUAUCCACCUUACGUAGAGGCCGUCAGACGCUUCUAUAAUGAUCUGAUCCCCAGAAUCACCGACCUACAGCGUUCUAAUGGUGGACCAAUCAUAGCCGUGCAGGUAGAGAACGAGUUUGGUUCCUAUAGCACCGAGGUUGAUCACCUACACACCAUUAGAGAGAUCCUACUAAACAAUGGGAUUAAGGAACUCCUCUUGACGUCAGAGAAUAUAUUUGGAUUACAGAGAGCUCCAUUUUAUAAAUACGCCCUGCCCACCGCUAACUUCCCCUCCAUGGAAGACGGAAGCAAGCUGUUCCGGAUGAUCCGGGAAUGGAGUCCCGAAUUUCCUCUGAUGGUGAUGGAGUUUUGGCCCGGCUGGUUUGACCACUGGGGACAGCCCCACAAAGGACUAGAUAUCCCUGCUUUUGAGGCGUGUCUGUCGGGGGUGCUAGACGCCGGGGGGUCCUUCAACAUGUACAUGUUCCACGGAGGGACCAACUUCGGCUUUAUGGCGGGAGCAAACUACUUCGAGGGGUCCCACUAUAAACCUGACGUCACCAGCUAUGAUUAUGACGCGCCAUUGUCGGAAGCAGGGGACAUCACUCCAAAGUAUAUGAGAGCAAGAGAAAUUAUCUUAGAGAAAGGCCUGAAACCCCAGGGAAUAAUGUCUUUGCCAGAAAUUCCUCCUAAUUUACCAAAGAAAGCUUACGGUAAAAUAGCAGUAUCCCAGUAUUUAGAUUUCAGGACAGUUUUAUCUCUAAUGACCCCAAUAACGUCUACAGAACCGGCGUUAAUGGAGAACCUUGACUACCACCAGGGCUAUGGCCAAUGUUUCGGUUAUAUCUUAUACCAGGCAGAGAUCCAGGCUGGAACGGAACUAUCGUUUACAGACAUACCCAAAGACAGAGCACAGGUUUUUGUCAAUGGGGAAGAGAAAGCCGUACUCGACUGGCUGAGUACAGACAAAAAGAUCAACAUAGGACAGGUCUCAGAUGGGAGCAGUUUAGAGAUCUUGGUGGAGAACCACGGGCGAGUGAAUUAUAUUGAGUAUGGUUCCAAUAGAUUAAACGAAGAGAGGAAAGGUAUUUGUGGAUCUGUAAAAUUGGAUGAAAAGGAAAUCAAGCAAUGGCGAAUUUUUCCGUUAGAUUUCAAAUCCAAAUUCCUUGACAGCCUUCAUCGUUGUUCCAAUUGGAAGUCACCUGUGGAGGGUGUGAGGGGACCUCUAGUUGCCAAGACAACGUUACAUGUAGAUUCUUCUCCAUGUGAUACUUUUCUUGAUAUGAAGGGUUGGAAUAAAGGCAUCGUGAUACUGAACAACUUUAACUUGGGAAGAUACUGGAAGGUCGGGCCCACGAGGACCAUGUAUAUUCCAGCCCCGCUGCUGAAACAGGGUCAAAAUGAGAUCCUAAUUUUUGAGCAGCACGGGUCAUGUGGUACUGUCAGUUUUAUUGAUGCCCCUCUGCUGGGAGAGAAAGUGGUCACUAAGGAAGUCGACUCUGCAUGCUACCCCACAGAGUCUGUAUAGGUAACCAACCCGACCAAACAGAGUCUGCUUCGCGAACCCGACCUCAUGAGUCUGAUUAAAUACCCUGACAGGAGGGGGUUGAAUGAUAAAAAAGAAAAAAAGUGUGGUAUUUAACGAAUUGUUUGAAAUGUUGUUUAUCAACAUUUUGCAUCGAAUGUCUGUAUAAUAUGAUCAAAUGAAUAUUUGCUGCAUGUUAACAUUUAGAAUGAUGAAAUAUCGCAUUCAUUGAAUUGAGUACAUUUAAUGUAUGAUGUGUUAGCUACAUGUAGUAGUAUUUUGAUUACAGAUUGAGCACAAUAUACUGAGUAAUAAAGAAGUAGGGGAACAAAAGAAAGCCAGGCUAGAAUUGUAAUUUUGUUAUUUAAAAUACCGGUACGUAAAUCUGAAUUUUUCUGAAGGAUGCAAAGUUUUGCAGUAAAGCCUCCAUUGCCAAAAAAAAAAAAAAACAAUCGCAAAGUAUACAUUAGAAAAAGUCCAUUAGAACCCCUUUUUAAAGACCCUCUGUAGAGCCCAGACCUGUAUAUACAAGUAUCUUCAGUAAUUUUAAUAGCGUUAAAAAGAUAACAUCGCAUGUACACCAAAACAUGUACGUUUAAGACACUCAAUCGAUUUGGUUGAAUAUAGUAUCGGGCUCUUGUUCACAGAUAGUGAGUUCGAAUCUUCGAGGGGGCUUUUGUUCACAUUUUAUAAAUUAAAAUUUUCAAAAUAAUUUUUCAUCCAAAUUUUUGCACAUUUUUUGCCUAUUAUUUGAUUAAUUUUCUUACCAAUCAUGCAUUAUGUAAUAAUCGAGUAAUUUUCUGCUGAUUUGAUAAACUAUUUCAUGGUGAAGUGAGUCUCAUUAAGUUCCACACCUUGCAUGUGAUUUUGAGAACUUGCCAGGUUACAUCGGUACAGGUACACACUACAUUGCUAGGUACUGAUAUUCCUCAAAGUUGGAAUGAUUAAAUGCUUUUUAUCGUAAUAAAUUCUCUUAAAUGCAACUGUUACAAUACUUUACAUGGCUUAUCUUGAGACUGCAUGUGUGUACUAUAGAUGUAUUUGUUUUGAUUGCAAAGACUCUGGAUCAUUUAAACAAUAAAAUAUCUUGUUUUGUGAUUCAUGCAAGAUAUGAAGGUGGCGACAUUGCAGAAAAAUAUAAGUCGCGAAAGCUUGUUAUGUUCAUUUCUUCCGUACUAAUCGCUAUCGUUGCAUUUAUAAUCGAUACCGUUUACUAAUUUUACUUGUUUUGUAAUUUCUCUGUUGAACUAUAUUUAAAAAAUUAUGAAAGAC